Messenger RNA from Hypoxylon fragiforme, 1219 nucleotides. Its product is annotated as Formyltetrahydrofolate deformylase. NCBI's taxonomy places the organism in Eukaryota, Fungi, Ascomycota, Sordariomycetes, Xylariales, Hypoxylaceae. The record is from RefSeq and is a predicted model, not a curated record. Gene Ontology annotation, biological process: 'de novo' IMP biosynthetic process. Gene Ontology annotation, molecular function: formyltetrahydrofolate deformylase activity. The transcript is spliced from 3 exons. The coding region runs from base 244 to 1098 and encodes 284 amino acids.
AGUUCCAUUCGGGCAUAGUAGCAAUAGCACCUAGCACUUACGCCGCAGGAUACUGCCAUAGGACUUACAUGAUAUAUGCUUGAAUGCCGAUCUCAAGCCGAAACUAGAGCGAUCUUAUUAUAUAGCCGGGUCUUGUGGGAGCGAAGAAAUUAGUCAUAGCAAGAAAAAAAAAUUAAGAUAUUCCAAAAGUUCGAAGUGAUUUCGGUUUUGAUAACGAGCAUCAAGAAGAAGAAAAAAAAAAAGAUGGCAACGAACGGUAACCAUAUCCUCACGCUUUCUUGCCCGGACAAGCCCGGUAUUGUUCAUGCCGUUACUGGGCUUCUGGCAAACCAAGGCCUCAACAUUCUAGAUUUACAACAAUUCUCAGACCGGACGUCUCAUAACUUUUUCAUGAGAGUUCAUUUCGGCCAUGUUGAGUCGACGAGUAGCUUGGAGGAGCCAAUGGCUGCGCUAGCGGCAGAGUUGAAGUUGGAACAGUAUGACUUCAGGCCGGCGAACAAGAAACCUAGGGUCUUGAUCAUGGUGUCUAAGAUUGGGCAUUGCCUAAACGACCUGUUAUUCAGGACGAAAACAAACCAGCUCGGCAUUGAAAUCCCCCUGAUCGUGUCCAACCAUCCGGAUUUCAAGCCUCUCGCCGAGAGCUACGAGAUUGACUUCCACCAUCUCCCUGUCACCAAAGACACGAAGCUGGAGCAGGAACGUCAGAUUCUGGAGCUGAUUAAAGAGCACAACAUCGAUCUUGUGGUGCUGGCUCGCUACAUGCAAGUCCUGACCCCGGGGCUUUGCGAGGCGAUGAGCGGCAAGAUCAUCAACAUCCACCACAGCUUCUUGCCGUCCUUCAAGGGGGCGAAGCCAUAUCACCAAGCGUUUGAUCGCGGUGUCAAAAUCAUCGGUGCCACGGCGCACUUUGUGACGGCGGACCUGGACGAGGGCCCAAUCAUCGAGCAGAGGGUUGCGCGCGUGGACCACAACAUGAGCGCAAAGGAGCUGGUGGAGGAGGGAAGCAAUGUGGAGAGCCAGGUUUUGGCCGCCGCGGUGAAAUGGUGGAGUGAGAAGCGAGUAUUCUUGAACGGACACAAGACCGUUGUCUUCAAUUAAUAUUAUAUUUAAUUGGCAAUGCGACCCCUAUUAAAGCAUGACUACAAGGGUUUUCUCUGGCCGAACCGGAGUAUGUUUCAUUUGCGCAAAGUCCGUCCGUGUCGAAAGCUGAAAAACAGCC